GCCAAAGCGGCUCCCCUUCCUCUGUGCCUUGGGUGCCUAUAAAUUGCUCCGGCGCGCGUUUGUCAGCCUCCUCUUCUCCUGGCAGGUGGUACCCAGGCAGAAUUCAGCGUUCAGUCUCUCUCUCGCUCCGCUCUCGGCCGUGAGGCGCUCGCCGCUGCUCGCUAGCUCCUCCACUCCAGCCCCGAGGCUCGCGGAGCCGACAGUGCCAGCCGCCGCCGCCGCUCCGCGCACCCGGGGGGCGCCUGGUCAGAGCUCGUGCUGCCAGCGCAGGACUUUGAGGUGCGCUUCUAUUAGAGUUGUGGUGGCUGCAGAGGAGGGGGGGGGGGAAAGGCAGGGGACGAGCGAAGAGACCGAGCGAAAGAAGAGAAGGAGGAGGCAGAAAAAGGCAACUUCAGACGGAAAGUUGGUGCGAACUGGCGCAGUCUGCAAAAACGGAAAAGUCGAUCGCAGGCAGCGGUGGCAUAAAAGUGUGAGCGACCAGGACCAGCGCGAGAGGCAGCGGCUGGCUCUGCCCUCCGGGUGGCCGCGCCGGCGCCCGCGCCAGCCACAGGUGCGAAGGGGCUCGCAGGAGGCGAGAGGGCGCCCUGCGCACCCCUCCCCCAGCCCCCACCCUCUGCUCGGGACUUCAGCUCAAGUCACUUGGCGCCCGAGCUCCCUCCCCAGCCGCAACCUCAGCUGGGGGAGCAGGAGCCGGCGAGGAGCGGCCGGCGCCCGCCCGCCCAGGGGACUUGGGGUUCGAAGGGGAUUGUUUUCGGCUCUAAGGAGGUCCCCGCCCAACCUUCAAAAUUUUGUCCAAAAGCAGACAAGAGGAUCGCCCCGCGCUGAGCCGGCUGGUGGGCAGCAGGAGGCGCCUGAUCGCCGCCGGGGCGCUGGGGGUGGUGAUGGUGCUGCUGCUGGUCAUCCUCAUCCCGGUGCUGGUGAGCUCGGCCGGCACGUCGGCGCACUACGAGAUGCUGGGCACCUGCCGCAUGGUCUGCGACCCCUACGGGGGCACCAAGGCGCCCAGCACCGCCGCCACGCCCGACCGUGGCCUCAUGCAGUCCCUGCCCACCUUCAUCCAGGGCCCCAAAGGCGAGGCCGGCAGACCGGGAAAAGCAGGCCCGCGUGGGCCCCCGGGAGAACCCGGGCCGCCGGGCCCUGUGGGGCCCCCGGGCGAGAAGGGCGAGCCGGGCCGCCAAGGCCUGCCGGGCCCGCCUGGGGCGCCCGGCCUGAACGCGGCCGGGGCCAUCAGCGCCGCCACCUACAGCACGGUGCCCAAGAUUGCCUUCUACGCUGGCCUCAAAAGGCAGCAUGAAGGCUAUGAGGUGCUCAAGUUCGACGACGUGGUCACCAACCUCGGAAACCACUACGAUCCCACUACCGGCAAAUUCACCUGCUCCAUCCCAGGCAUCUACUUCUUCACCUACCACGUCCUGAUGCGCGGAGGGGACGGCACUAGCAUGUGGGCUGAUCUCUGCAAAAACAACCAGGUGCGUGCGAGUGCCAUUGCCCAAGAUGCUGAUCAGAAUUACGACUAUGCCAGUAACAGUGUGGUUCUGCAUCUGGAGCCAGGAGAUGAAGUCUAUAUCAAAUUAGAUGGUGGGAAAGCCCAUGGAGGAAACAACAACAAAUACAGCACGUUUUCUGGAUUUAUUAUUUAUGCUGACUGAUAAUGCAGAAACUAAGCUUAUUAUUCUGAGUUUGAACACUGGAUUUGAAUGGCUACCGUCAGUGAAUCAAGGAUCCCAGGGGAUGCCAAUUGCAGGGCACCUCGGUUGUGUAAAUGUGGGGAAAUCAAAUGCUACCUGACUCACAUCUGUAUCACUCAGAAACAUUAUGUAAAAAAGUAUUUAAAGCAAGAUAAGCAGAUGUGUGAUCCACUACCGCCAAAGCAAAUACUCCUAUCGUUAGUGUCCAUGUGAAUGAAGUCCUAUUAUAGAUCACAAAUUUUUAUAGAAAAAUCUAAGACAAUGAAUUAUUUCUUCAAUAUAUAUGAUACUUUGGUGUACUGUGAUCUUGCUGCUCUUAUCCAUAUGUCAGCUUUGGUUCUUGUGAGUUUUCCUGCUUAUUAUGAUACUGGAGCCCAUUCAUAGUGUGUGGAAGAAUCAUUUUACCCUGCAGGAGAAGGUCUAAUUGAAGUAAUGCUGCUUGUCCCCAAAGAAAUUGUUUGCCUUGUACUCUUGUUAACUUUAGAGCUAGACCUGGGAAAGAUUCAACUUCAAGCCUUAACCUGGAAUUUUCUGGAUUUGUGGGAAUUCCCAAGCCUAUUACCAUUUUCACAUUUUCCUUUUCUUAUGAAUUUUCUUUUUUUUCCUUUUCUGGUGAUAGUCUUUAAAAAUAGAUAUUGAAAUUGUACCAUAGGAUUACCCUCUAAGUGUGAAAAUGUGUAAUUAUGUAUGGUAUUUAGAAAAUCCCCUGUGUGUCCAUUUUGUCAAUAGAAUACACUUAGA
Marmota flaviventris (yellow-bellied marmot) is the source of this 2429-nucleotide messenger RNA. It is a transcript of the gene C1ql3, whose product is annotated as complement C1q like 3. Lineage: Eukaryota; Metazoa; Chordata; Mammalia; Rodentia; Sciuridae. Gene Ontology annotation, molecular function: protein binding. The record is from RefSeq and is a predicted model, not a curated record.